Messenger RNA from Nerophis lumbriciformis (worm pipefish), 993 nucleotides. Lineage: Eukaryota; Metazoa; Chordata; Actinopteri; Syngnathiformes; Syngnathidae. The record is from RefSeq and is a predicted model, not a curated record.
AUGGGUCCGGGCAAAGGAGCCGCCGGUGGCCAGUCGCUGUGGGACAACAUGCGGCUGCGCUUCAUCGUAUGUUUCCUUGGCGUCUUCGUGUGUUAUUUCUAUUACGGGAUUUUACAAGAAACAAUUACAAGAGGUGAUUAUGGCCAUGGCGACAAAAAAGAGAAGUUCCGAUUUGCCAGGACUUUGGUGUUCAUCCAGUGCAUCAUCAACGCGCUCUUUGCCAGGAUGUUGAUUCAAUUUUUAGAAGGCCCAAAACCGGACCAAACCAGGAGUUGGCUGUACGGGCUUUGUUCCCUCUCCUAUGUCGGAGCUAUGGUGUCGAGUAACUCUGCCCUACAGUAUGUCAACUACCCCACACAGGUUUUGGGAAAAUCCUGCAAGCCAAUCCCAGUGAUGAUCUUGGGGGUGACCAUCCUGAGGAAGCGCUACCCGAUGGCAAAGUACUUGUGUGUGCUUCUGAUUGUGACCGGCGUGGCGCUUUUUUUGUACAAGCCCAAAAAGAGCUCAGCGGUAGUGGACGACCAUGUUUUUGGCUUUGGGGAGAUCCUGUUGUUAGUGUCUCUGACGCUGGACGGCUUGACGGGUGUGGCCCAGGACCACAUGAGGUCUCGAUUCCAAACCAGUGCCAACCACAUGAUGCUCAACAUCAACUUGUGGUCCACUGUGCUCUUGGGACUAGCUGUGCUGUGGACUGGUGAGGUGUGGGAGUUUCUGAGUUUUACCGAACGCUAUCCGAGCAUCUUGUACAACAUCUUGCUCUUUGGAUUAACCAGUGCGUUGGGCCAGACGUUCAUCUUUAUGACGGUGGUUUACUUUGGACCACUGACCUGCUCCAUCGUCACCACCACAAGGAAAUUUUUCACCAUCCUUGGCUCUGUCCUUCUCUUUGGGAACCAAAUGAGUAACAUGCAGUGGUUUGGUACCAUCCUGGUAUUCCUUGGCCUCGGAUUGGAUGCUAAAUUUGGCAAGGGACCCAGAAAGACGCAACGUUAA